UUAAGCCUGGGAGGAAACUCUGGUUGGGGCAGUCCGCGGAGCUCUGGCGGCGAGUGGGGAACGGCAGCUACGCGCGGGCGGUAGCAGAAGCGGCACAACCAGCAAAACACAUCCGAGGCAACAGCCGGAGGGAGCCGGUGGUCCUCUCCCGUAAACACACACCCCUCCACCGCCACCCCCUCCUCCGCGCCGCGCGCCCGCCUGCUUCGGUGCCUGAGGCCGCUAGGACUGCUAUGUAACCUGGAGGCUGCGGGAGAAGGGAAUCCAGUAGAAAUUGGCCCGCGGGAGCCUCUGGGGGCCAAGUUUGCGGUCACUUCUGAAGGCUCCCUCUCUUAGUCCUUACUCGCCCAUUCCUGUAGCCUAGCUGGCCCGAGUUACUUUCUCUCGCCUCCUCGCGCUCCCAAACAGCCGCUGUUCCCGGCGACUAUGGUGACGAUGGAGGAACUGCGGGAGAUGGACUGCAGUGUGCUCAAAAGGCUGAUGAACCGGGACGAGAACGGCGGCGGCGCCAGCGGCAGCGGCAGCCACGGCGCCCUGGGGCUGCUGAGCGGCGGCAAGUGCCUGCUGCUGGACUGCAGACCGUUCCUGGCGCACAGUGCGGGCUACAUCCGAGGUUCGGUUAACGUGCGCUGCAACACCAUCGUGCGGCGGCGGGCUAAGGGCUCCGUGAGCCUGGAGCAGAUCUUGCCCGCCGAGGAGGAGGUGCGCGCCCGCUUGCGCUCCGGCCUCUAUUCGGCGGUCAUCGUGUACGACGAGCGGAGCCCGCGCGCCGAGAGCCUCCGCGAGGACAGCACCGUGUCCCUGGUAGUGCAGGCACUGCGUCGCAACGCCGAGCGCACAGACAUCUGCUUGCUCAAAGGUGGCUAUGAGAGGUUUUCCUCGGAAUACCCAGAAUUCUGUUCCAAAACCAAGGCCCUGGCAGCCAUCCCUCCUCCUGUGCCCCCCAGUGCCACGGAGUCUUUGGACCUGGGCUGCAGUUCCUGUGGGACCCCUCUGCAUGACCAGGGGGGUCCUGUGGAGAUCCUUCCGUUCCUCUACCUCGGCAGUGCCUACCAUGCUGCCCGGAGAGACAUGCUGGAUGCCCUGGGGAUCACAGCCCUGUUGAAUGUCUCCUCCGACUGCCCAAACCACUUUGAAGGACACUACCAGUACAAGUGCAUCCCAGUGGAAGAUAACCACAAGGCCGACAUUGGCUCCUGGUUCAUGGAAGCCAUCGAGUACAUCGAUGCAGUGAAGGACUGCCGCGGUCGGGUGCUGGUGCACUGCCAGGCGGGCAUCUCACGCUCGGCCACCAUCUGCCUGGCUUAUCUGAUGAUGAAGAAGCGGGUCAGGCUGGAGGAGGCCUUUGAGUUCGUCAAGCAGCGCCGGAGCAUCAUCUCGCCCAACUUCAGCUUCAUGGGGCAGCUGCUGCAGUUCGAGUCCCAGGUGCUGGCCACCACCUGCGCCGCGGAGGCCGCCAGUCCCUCUGGCCCCCUGCGGGAGCGGGGCAAGGCCACCCCCACCCCCACCUCCCAGUUUGUCUUCAGCUUCCCCGUCUCUGUGGGUGUGCACUCGGCCCCCAGCAGCCUGCCAUACCUGCACAGCCCCAUCACUACCUCCCCCAGCUGUUAGAGCCAGUCUCCCAACCCCUGGAACCAGGCUUGGCUCCCAGCAAGCUUUGGGAGAGCCACCACCUGUGUGGGCAGCAAGUAGGGACUGACCAGCUGGGGGCAGGUGACCAAACUCCGUCCCCAUCCAUUUCUCCUUGGCCGACCAUGGGGCCAGCUAGAAUGGCAAUAAGGACUUUGAAUUCACAUUAAAAGCAAACAAACAAAACACUCCAACUUAGAGCAAUAACGGCUGCCUCUGCAGCCAGGGAAGACCUUGGUUUGGUUUAUGUGUCAGUUUUCCUUUUCAGGUAGAAAUUUCUUACCUCAUUUUUUUAAUCAAUAAGGCUUGAAGUUAUGAAACCCACAGAUCCUGGCAAAUGUGCCCAUCCAGUUUUAUUAAGUGGGGGAGGGAGGGGGGAGGGAAAAGAAGAAAACAAGUUUGCCAGAAGUGCCUGGUUCUGUGUGCUUGUCUUUCGUUGUUGUCGUCACAGGAAUUUUGCUUUUUAAAA
Urocitellus parryii (Arctic ground squirrel) is the source of this 2098-nucleotide messenger RNA. RefSeq names its product dual specificity phosphatase 4 (gene Dusp4). Gene Ontology annotation, cellular component: cytoplasm; nucleus. Gene Ontology annotation, molecular function: MAP kinase tyrosine/serine/threonine phosphatase activity. The record is from RefSeq and is a predicted model, not a curated record. Gene Ontology annotation, biological process: protein dephosphorylation; endoderm formation; negative regulation of MAPK cascade. NCBI's taxonomy places the organism in Eukaryota, Metazoa, Chordata, Mammalia, Rodentia, Sciuridae.